AACCCGAGACGCUCCCCGUUAUUAGUAAAAGUGGGAGCGCCGGACUUUUCUCACCCGUUUUGGAACAACGGCUAACGUCUCUUUCUCCGUCCAGGUAAAAAGCACACCUGAAGAAUUGCUGCCACCACUUGAACGACGAUGAUCUCCCUCACCUCCAUCGAACUCAACUAUCUGGUUUUCCGUUAUCUCCACGAAUCAGGAUUUACACAUUCAGCUUUUGCAUUUGGAUAUGAAGCGGGCAUUAAUAAGAGCACAAUUGAUGGUAAUUUAGUUCCACCAGGUGCCCUUGUUACAUUUGUUCAAAAAGGACUUCAAUAUCUUGAGCUGGAGGCAAAUUUGACCAGUAGUGAUGGUGACAUGGAAGAUGAUGAUUUCUCGUUUCUACAACCAUUGGAUCUUAUAACAAAAGAUGCAUGUGAGUUACAUAAGAUCAUAAAGGAAAAAAAGGAGAAUCCAAAUAAGGAUAGGUUUGAAGCAAAUGAGAAAAAUAAUGAGAGUAAGCAGGAUAAUGAACCAGAGCAUGCACAAGAGAGAGAGGAGGAGAAAAAGGAAAGGGAAAAUGAACAAGAACAUGAUAAGGAGAUGACUAACAAGGACAUAGAGCAGGACACUGUUAAAGACAAGGAAUUUCCAAACCCAGAUCAAAUUGGCAUGGAAAACUCUGAUGAUAAAGUUGUAGGAAAACAUGAAGAAAUUGGUGAUUGUGGAGGGCCAGAACCAAUGGAAAUCUCCACAAGCUCAACUUCUGUGCCUUGUGAAAUUCCUAGUUGUGAUGUUACAAUUCUAGAAGGCCACACUUCAGAGGUUUUUGCUUGUGCAUGGAGCCCAUCAGGUUCACUUCUUGCAUCCGGAUCUGGAGAUUCAACUGCCCGAAUUUGGACCAUAGCAGAUGGAACCUGUAGAUCUAACAUACAAAAUGGACCUACAAAUGUCGUAGUGCUGAAGCAUUUCAAAGGUAGAACUAAUGAGAAAAGCAAGGAUGUGACAACACUUGAUUGGAAUGGUGAUGGAACGUUGCUUGCAACUGGUUCUUAUGAUGGACAAGCAAGGAUCUGGAGUAGAGAUGGGGAAUUGAGGAGUACAUUGAACAAACAUAAAGGCCCAAUAUUUUCUCUGAAGUGGAACAAGAAGGGUGAUUAUCUUCUUAGUGGCAGUGUGGAUAAAACUGCAAUUGUAUGGGACAUUAAGACCGGGGAAUGGAAACAGCAAUUUGAAUUUCAUUCAGCUCCUACUCUGGAUGUUGAUUGGAGAAACAAUGUUUCAUUUGCAACUUGCUCCACUGAUAAUAUGAUAUAUGUUUGCAAGGUUGGAGAGAACAGACCAAUCAAAACUUUCUCAGGGCAUCAAGGUGAAGUAAAUGCCAUUAAAUGGGAUCCAACUGGUUCACUUUUGGCUUCUUGCUCUGAUGAUAAUACUGCAAAGAUAUGGAGUACGAAACAGGACAAGUAUUUGCAUGAUUUGAGGGAACACGUUAAGGAAAUAUAUACUAUCCGGUGGAGUCCUACAGGGCCAGGCUCAAUUAAUCCUAGUCAACAGUUAGUUCUCGCCAGUGCUUCGUUUGACUCAACUAUAAAGCUGUGGGAUGUGGAACAAGGAAGACUUCUCUUCAGCUUUAAUGGCCACAGGGAUCCUGUAUACUCAGUUGCCUUCAGUCCUAAUGGUGAGUAUUUAGCAAGCGGAUCUAUGGAUAAAUGCAUGCACAUAUGGUCUCUGAAAGAAGGCAAAAUUGUAAAAACAUAUACCGGAAAUGGUGGGAUUUUUGAAGUUUGUUGGAACAAGGAAGGUGAUAAGGUCGCCGCUUGUUUUGCUAACAACAUAGUUUGUGUCGUGGAUUGUCGGAUGUAGAGCUUGAAGUAAUCCAAUAUUUUUCAGUUGGGACUAGUUUUUAAAUUCAUUCAAGAUCUUUUUUAAUUAUUUUUAUUUUUCUUGUAAAACACAAUUUCUAUUAAUAUAAUCGGGGCAUUAUACGAUAUAAUUCUAAUUUA
Ziziphus jujuba (common jujube) is the source of this 1985-nucleotide messenger RNA. Its product is annotated as WD40 repeat-containing protein HOS15. Gene Ontology annotation, biological process: regulation of transcription by RNA polymerase II. Bases 139 to 1845 code for a protein of 568 amino acids. NCBI's taxonomy places the organism in Eukaryota, Viridiplantae, Streptophyta, Magnoliopsida, Rosales, Rhamnaceae. Gene Ontology annotation, cellular component: histone deacetylase complex. The record is from RefSeq and is a predicted model, not a curated record. Gene Ontology annotation, molecular function: protein binding; transcription corepressor activity. The transcript is spliced from 14 exons.